This is a messenger RNA of Apus apus (common swift), 4333 nucleotides long. RefSeq names its product proline rich and Gla domain 1 (gene PRRG1). The record is from RefSeq and is a predicted model, not a curated record. Gene Ontology annotation, molecular function: calcium ion binding. Gene Ontology annotation, cellular component: extracellular region. Bases 241 to 936 code for a protein of 231 amino acids. The transcript has 4 exons. Lineage: Eukaryota; Metazoa; Chordata; Aves; Apodiformes; Apodidae.
UUGCUGAAAGCUUUUGUUUUCUUAACUUUUUCCAUAUUAACAAAGACUCCAGGAAACUGAAAACUCCGACUGCUAUUGCUGCCUUCAGAUGCAGUUCUUGUUGGUUGUUGGCCUGGUGGUUGCAUGCAAUGAGCUUUAGGCGCUUCCUUGACUGAGAGUGUCUCGUCUGUUCUCCUUCCCACAUGAGAUAUAAAGAACAUACUUGAUAUUUGCAAGUUCCCUGCCUUGACAGUAGUCAUCAUGGAUAGUGUGUUCUUAACAGAGGACAAAGCCAAUUCUGUGUUAAAAAGAUACCCGAGAGCUAACACAUUUCUGGAAGAAUUAAAGCAAGGUGACAUAGAACAUGAAUGCCGAGAAGAAAUCUGUAGCUAUGAAGAAGCAAGAGAAGCUUUUGAAAAUGAGGAAAAAACGAAGGAGUUCUGGAAAGUCUACAAAAAUGGACUUCAGGGAGAAAGUAACACAGGACAUAACUGGUAUUCAUUUUACCUUGCAUUUCCAUUAAUCAUUGGCCUUUUUGUUAUCCUCAUUGUCAUUUUUGUCAUAUGGAGAUGCCUGUUUAAAAAGAAAAUGCGUAGACAGUCGGUGUACAUGCAUAGGGGAGCCCACGAAGCGAUGGGUGAUGGUGCUGUGGCUGAUGGCAGAGGUCCCCUUCCGCCGCCUCUCAGCAUUGUUCAUUCCCCACAGGAGGAAAUGUAUGAAGUCAGUGGGCUCUCUCCAGGAGGUCUAAGCUAUAUGGAUGGGCGAUCAGACUCAAUAUCCACCAGGCUCUCAAAUGGUGAUCCUCCUCCUUCAUAUGAGGAAGCCACUGGUGAAAUCAGUUUGAGAAGAAGUGAAACUGAACAGCAUUUAGAUCCACCCCCGCAAUACGAAGACAUUGUGAAUUCCAGUUCAGCCAGUGCAAUUGCACUAUCUCCUGUUGUCACCAGUACUAAGUAAAGCAAGAAGAAUGCUAUGGACUUCUUAAAAAUUACUAAUCAUUUUUUAGCACUUUAUCUUCACCUAUUAUGCAUUUCUGUGAUUGAAUGGACUUGUUCAAUGAAUUUCACUUUUGGUUUUGAUUCAGUUGUUCUUUGGGUUUGGGAUUUUUUUCCCCUGCAGCAGGUCUUAAAUGGUAAGGAAUCUGUAUUGAGAGUGUAAUGCAGGUACAAUUGUGGUGCUCUGUCCUACUUUUCAAAAGUACCUUCACUUUGAGGGAUGUCACUUGUUUUAUUCUGAAUGUUGUCCACAUUCCCCACAAGGUUGGUGGAAUCCCCUUCCCCUUUCUUACUGCAGACUGUCAGAAUUGCCUGAAAUAGAGACUCCUUAAGCAACAUUUUGGAUAGUUAUUUACACGAAAUGGGACUGAUUUUGCAGUAUUGCCUCUUGUCUGCUUGGUUCCUUUUUCUCACUUGGAUUUUUGUUAUGUGCUACUCCCUAUCCUGGGUGCUUGGAAAGCUGGGAGCCUUAUGCUUUUGUGUUCAAACCAGCGUCUCAUUAGAGUAUACUGGCAUAAUAGCAAUAAUUUCAGAGUCCUAGCAGAAGAGGUAUAUUUUAAAGCUUUUGCUAUUACAGCUCGAAAUUCUGUAAAUGUUUAGAAGCUAGCAAUUCAGGCUAUGAAGUAGUAAAUUUAAUAGUGUACUUUGUCUGUGUUCUUCCUUUCCUCUCUGUUUUCCUGUCUUUUUUUACUUGUGUAUUCUGUAGGUGAAAAGUGUGCAUGUGUUAACUUUAGAACUUGAAAGUUCAUGCAGCGGUAAAUAAUGAAAUACUGAAAUACUCAAGAGUGGAUAAAAUCCUGAUCGUAGUCUUGCCUGGGCCCAGGAUGUUAUCCAUAAACACAUAAACCCAUAAACCCAAAGAUAUCACUUUCCCUUUUAAAAGGCAAAAAAAAAGGGAAAGCAUUUGGUAUGUUUGACUUUAUUUUUUCCCCCAUCUAUGAAAUAAAAAUCCCUUCCUCAAAUCCUGGUGGCUAUGGAAAUCCUUUGUGAAGAAUAUGGAUACCUUUUUCCAAAACCAAAUACAUUUAUUGCUUAUCCAUUCCAACCAAGUGCUUCUGUUGGAAAAGUUAACAGUAUGUUACAAUGAAAUAAAACUCUAAGAGCAGUGUAGUGCUUUGAUCCAUUACAUGAAUUCUUAAAGCCCACUCUAUCCUUGGCUCCAGAAGUUGUGUGGCCAGCCAGGCUCUGCUCUCUGCAGUGCUGAGCUGUGGAGCCCACCUCACAUCGGACAGAACCGUGAGGACUCACUGUGUUGGAUUUCUAAGAACUCAGCACAGACAUACCCCCAAGCCUUAGUUUGGAGUGACAUUUUGAGAGUGGAGAGGUGUAGGUUUCUGUCAGACUUUGGUGCAAGUUGAAUAGAAGCUUGUACAGAAUUUCAGCUACCUGGUUUAGAGACUGGUGAUGGUUAAGCCUGGUGCAAGCAGUAGUGUAGUGGUUCUUUUUUCCCAGCUUGAUUAAAAAUUUUAUUGCUCAGUUCAGCUUGUGAGUAUUAAUUUCCAUUUCCUCCCCCACCAAAGUAGUGUGGCAUUAACUUCGGUAUUUUUCUGUGUUCUACUAGUCAUGUAGCACUAACUGAAAUCUAUAUAGCCCUGGAGGACUACUGUAUUAUGCUGGCUUUCUUACAACAAAAACCCAAACCGCAUCUUGUUCCAAAGACCCCAGUGAAAUGCCAGUGCAUUUGAAAUUACUAUUAAUAUGCAAGAUGGGUAUUGAUGUCUACCAUCUCAUGAGGGCUUGGCCCUAAGGAAUUUUACAGAAAGCUGCUGAAAAGAAAUGUAUGGUGUACAUGGGUGUGUAUAUGCACGCUUCUGUAAGAAUUUGAUCUAAAGGAUUGACAAAUGAAGUAAGGAUUUUAUGACUAGUUUUAUGUUAAGAGUAGGUUGCCUAAUUUUUCUACUGGGAAUCUUCAGUUGCUAAUGCAAGUUGUCUUAGAGUUAAUGGAUGAACUCCAGGCCAAACUGUUGUCAAAAAAAUAACUCGGAUUUACUGUUUAUAAUAGAUAUUGGGCAGAAAAGUACAUCUUUUGGAUGCUUCCAGUAAGAAUUGCUUGGGUAUUGUUUUUGGACUGUCUGACCUUUUCUUUUGAAGUGGUUUUACCUCUUGUGUGUCCUAAAUUGCCACUUGUAGAAGUUAAAGCUCCUUUUAUACUGAGCAACAGUUAAUAAACUGCUUUAGGCAGACCUUACCAAAACCAAGCGCUUCAUCUAAACAUGUGGGAACCACCUCAAAAAGAGCUGGUAUUUCAAUGUCCGUGCCAUAUUGGCAUCUCCUGUGCCUGCCAGCACAGCUGGCAGUUUUAGCAGUAAAAUUUUUUGUUUGGGUAGAGGACUUUCCUACAGGAAAUGCAUGGAGAUCACCCACUUUGCAUUAGGUCAUUAAGGAGCUGUCAUCAUCCCCUGAACAUGGGCAGUCUAGUUUAGAAAUGAGUUUGGCUUUUCUUUUUUUCUUUUUUUUUUUUCUUUUUCUUUUUUUUAAAUGCUUCUAUGUUACUGGUUUCUUAAGAUGAAUAUGUUGCUGUAUCCCAUACAUACUUUUACGUGCAAUGCAAAAAUGAUGCUUGUCUUUCCAAAAAAGCCAUAACCAAAUAUGUAAAAUGAUCUAUGAGUUGAAUUUAUUUGACUUUGCCUUUUCCAUGUACAAGAACAUGAACAGCAUUGUAGGCUAUAAAAUGAUGUCUUGGUUUUAAUAAAUUUCAUAAUAAAACAAAACUUGCAUGCAACAGCUAUCCAAAUGCAUUUCCUCAAAGACAUGAACUGCUUUCUCCAUGUUGUAAUACUGUCAAAUUAGAAAAUAUUUUGUUCUGCUUUGUCAGGUGUGGGAAAAUAGCUUAGUCUUGUGGCUGACUUUUCUAAUUCAAUUGAAAAAUAAAUUUUCAUUUGUACUGGGUUUUUAUACAGCUCUUUUUGCAAAUCACUUAGUAGUUUUAUCUGUCCUGUAAUUGCAUUGUAAAUUUAUAGUUGUACCUCUAAAGGUUUUGCAAAUCUGAAUGCAGUACUGUCUUGACUGAUAACAUGAAUAGUCAGGAUACUGCCUUUCCCUCUUCUGAAUGUAACAUUGAAUUUCACCUUCUAUUAGGAUUGAGAUGGUUUAUGUACUAAAACUAACUUAAAUGUAAAUGUUUUAAGAAAUUAUGGAAAUUAAUUAAUUGCUUAGGUGAUAUUUAGCAUUAGUGGAGAUUGUUCUGUCUUCACUGGAUGUAAAUAACCUCUGAUUACAGUAUUGCAUAUUUUAAAGGGGUUUGGUUUACAUUAAAUUUUCCUAUUUAAACAUUUUUGCCUAUGUUUAUAGCAAAUUUUUUGUAACAUUUGUUUUUGGAUAUGCUAAAUAAACUUUUUUAAAUGCCUCAUGUUUCAAAA